Messenger RNA from Menidia menidia (Atlantic silverside), 930 nucleotides. The record is from the annotation of a GenBank genome assembly. NCBI's taxonomy places the organism in Eukaryota, Metazoa, Chordata, Actinopteri, Atheriniformes, Atherinopsidae.
CUGGCAGUGAGCGAGGUCAACGGCAGCGUGUCCGCUGAGGUCCAGUGGCCGGAGGCCGAGCGCUGGCUCCUGGUGGCCGUGCUGGCUGUGGAGAUGCUGAUGGGAGUGGUGGGGAACAUCUGCGUCCUGACGGUUAAAGUCAUGUGCCGGGGUCAGUUCCGCUGCCGUUACUGGCUCCCUUUCUUCAGUCUCAGCCUGUCGGAUUUAGGCUGCUCCCUCCUCAUCACCUCCGGCUCCAUGCUGGCCACCAUCGCAGAGGGACAGAGCUCGCCGUGGUGCGAGGCGGUCAGCCUGCUGAAGUUUGCCUUCAUCACCUCAUCUAUAGGCAGCAUAGCUAUCCUCUGCGUCCAGCGCGCGAUGGGCCCAUCUUCCGCCAAGAGCCCCGUCUUUGUCGUCAUGGCGACGGCCUGUUCGGCCUCCUGGUUGACCGGGGUGGUGUUCGGGAGCGUCCCCGUCGUCUACGCCUGGAUCAGGUACGACCCGGCGGAGAUGCUGUGCGCCGUGUUCUGGGAGAACAGCUACUCCGACAUGCUGACCUACAUCCUCUGCGCGUUCUCCCUCUGCAUCUUCCUCCCCUUCCUCCUCAUCUUCGCCUGCUCUGCGAUAACAGCCGCCGGAGGCCUCCGGGGAAACAGGGAGGCCGAAGCAGAUCUGUCUGACGUGGCUCCUCUGCUGGUGGCCUCCUACAUGGUCUGCUACACACCCUUUUUUGUUUCGGAGCUCGUCCUGUUGGGGAGCCUGGACCUGGCCCCGGCUCCUAAUUGGCUGAGGACGCUGUCGUCUGUGAUGUCCUAUUUGGACUGUGGGGUGAACCCUCUCAUCUACUGCUGCCACCAGACCUUCAGGGAGGCGGGCCUGGCCCUGCUGUGGACCAGACGGAGGGCAGAGUCGGAGCCCGUCCUGACCGCCAUAACCACCACGGAAACGUAG